Molecule: messenger RNA, 5248 nt
Organism: Nothoprocta perdicaria
Lineage: Eukaryota; Metazoa; Chordata; Aves; Tinamiformes; Tinamidae
Gene: NCKAP1
Product: NCK associated protein 1
Exons: 36
Coding region: 1-4440 (1479 amino acids)
Biological process (GO): cell migration; cell projection assembly; cortical actin cytoskeleton organization
Cellular component (GO): SCAR complex
Source: RefSeq, a predicted model, not a curated record
AUGGACUUGGGACAAACUGAGAAAGCCUCCAAUGAAGCACUGAUAACAGCUUGCUUCCCUGCUGAGGAAGGCUUGUUCGUGUACCGAGGGCUGCAAGUUGCAGAGCAGGCUCAGCGCUCGUCCUUCCAGUGGGAGUGGAAGUGCUGGUAUCUUCUCAAGCUGGCAGUGCUACAUCCUGUCUGCCCUAGGAGAUGGGCACAUUUUCUCCUUCUAACAAGCAGUCAAGGGUUUCGAAGCACAAGGAAAACGGGCCGGCUUUAUGAGUGCAGACUCGCCAGCAGCCCGGACGCAGCUCUGCAGGACGCUGCCCACACCUUAACAGCAGUGUGUGCGUCCGUGUGGGCAGCAAGCGUGGGAGCUAAAAACAGGAUGCUGGGCUGUUAUUACGGAGGAGAAGGAGUCCCUCCUUUCUUCCGCUCGCUGCCUCGACUUGUGGCCUCUCCAGCAGGGGAAGUGAAGGAGCUUCGUGCUGCAGAUGCCGAGCGCCUGCCCGGAGCUGCGGAGCUCCAGGGCGCUCCCGGGGGCUCCAAACUGCUCCCGGGAGCUCUGCAAGCGCCGCGGCAAACCUGGGACCUCGGCCCAGUGCAGGCCACAGCACUAGCAGUGCCAAAGCCAGAGCAGCUUCUGGAAAAUGACUUCAAAACUGUGAGAAAGCYGCUUGUAGAUGCAGUUGUUAUGGUCUUGGAGAGAGAUAUGAGCYGCACAAGAGUGUGGUUUAAUCGUGCCCAAGCUCGAUCCUCUGUCAUCAAAACUGUGGGCUUGGCAGAGGGAGAUGCGGGAGGUGGGAGAGACUCGGGAAUUAGGCGCCCUUGCUUGACAAACUGUGCCUUGAAAGUCUCAGGUGUGGAGCAUGUCCUGAUUGGAAUCAGGGCAUCCCGGCAGGGGACGUCCCUGACGUUCAGGGGGUCACUUGCAUUGGCAGCAUCCUCAGCCCCCCGUCCACGCGGCAGCUUGUGCCAGCGCUGCCCCCGGUGCCACCAGCGCGGGGGACGCAGGAGCCACCGCCGAGCAGCCCAGAGACCCCUGCAGAGGUUCUUAAGCUGGUUGGUUCCGAACCUGCUGUCCAGUUCCCAGCUUGCUUCUCCACAGCUUUCAGUGGACAACAAUAACCGAAACUCACAAUACCAGAGACAACCAGAUGUGCAAGGACAAGUUUGGAAGGCAUGCGGRGACCCUAAAGCCAAACCAUCCUAUCUUAUUGACAAAAACCUGGAAUCUGCUGUCAAAUUCAUAGUCAGGAAGUUUCCAGCAGUAGAAACACGCAACAACAAUCAACAGCUUGCUCAGCUGCAGAAAGAAAAAUCAGAGAUUCUGAAGAACCUGGCGUUAUACUACUUCACGUUUGUUGAUGUUAUGGAAUUCAAGGACCAUGUUUGUGAGCUGCUGAAUACUAUUGAUGCUUGCCAAGUCUUCUUUGAUAUUACUGUAAACUUCGAUUUAACAAAGAACUACCUAGAUUUGAUUAUAACCUACACGACUCUAAUGAUAUUGCUAUCCCGAAUUGAGGAAAGGAAAGCCAUCAUUGGAUUGUAUAAUUAUGCUCAUGAAAUGACUCAUGGAGCAAGUGACAGGGAAUAUCCACGACUUGGCCAGAUGAUUGUGGAUUAUGAAAAUCCUUUGAAGAAAAUGAUGGAGGAAUUUGUACCUCACAGUAAAUCCCUCUCAGAUGCCCUGAUUUCACUCCAGAUGGUCUAUCCUCGAAGAAACCUCUCAGCUGACCAGUGGAGAAACGCACAACUGCUGAGCCUCAUCAGCGCGCCCAGCACAAUGCUUAACCCUGCACAGUCUGACACAAUGCCAUGUGAAUACCUCUCUCUGGAUGCAAUGGAAAAAUGGAUCAUUUUUGGGUUUAUUUUGUGCCAUGGAAUCCUGAAUAGUGAUGCUACAGCUUUGAACCUUUGGAAACUUGCCCUUCAGAGCAGCUCCUGCUUGGCUCUGUUUCGAGAUGAAGUAUUCCAUAUCCACAAAGCUGCAGAAGACCUGUUUGUAAAUAUACGAGGCUACAACAAACGUAUUAAUGACAUCAGAGAGUGCAAAGAAGCUGCUGUAUCACAUGCUGGCUCAAUGCACAGAGAGAGACGCAAGUUUUUACGUUCUGCACUCAAAGAACUGGCAACUGUCCUGUCUGAUCAGCCAGGCCUGUUGGGACCCAAGGCACUAUUUGUAUUUAUGGCGCUAUCCUUUGCUCGUGAUGAGAUUAUUUGGCUUCUCCGUCAUGCAGAUAAUAUGCCAAAGAAGAGCGCAGAUGACUUCAUAGAUAAGCACAUAGCCGAGUUAAUAUUCUACAUGGAAGAGCUCCGAGCGCACGUGCGCAAGUACGGGCCGGUGAUGCAGAGGUACUACGUGCAGUACCUGUCGGGCUUCGACGCCGUCGUCUUGAAUGAGCUGGUUCAGAAUCUUUCAGUGUGCCCAGAGGAUGAGUCGAUCAUCAUGUCCUCUUUUGUAAACACUAUGACUUCGCUGAGUGUGAAGCAGGUUGAAGAUGGAGAGGUAUUUGACUUCAGAGGAAUGAGAUUAGAUUGGUUUAGAUUGCAGGCCUACACUAGUGUUUCAAAAGCCUCACUUGGUCUUGCGGACCAUCGAGAACUUGGGAAGAUGAUGAAUACAAUCAUUUUCCACACAAAAAUGGUAGAUUCUUUAGUGGAGAUGUUGGUUGAAACCUCAGAUCUUUCUAUAUUUUGUUUUUAUAGUCGUGCUUUUGAGAAGAUGUUUCAGCAGUGUUUGGAGCUUCCUUCUCAAUCAAGAUACUCAAUUGCAUUCCCGCUGCUUUGUACUCAUUUUAUGAGCUGCACCCAUGAACUGUGCCCAGAAGAGCGACAUCAUAUUGGAGAUCGCAGUCUUUCCUUGUGUAACAUGUUCUUGGAUGAGAUGGCCAAGCAAGCUCGAAACCUCAUCACGGACAUUUGCACAGAACAGUGUACGCUGAGCGAUCAGUUGCUGCCAAAACAUUGUGCCAAAACCAUCAGUCAAGCGGUGAACAAAAAGUCAAAAAAACAGACUGGAAAGAAAGGAGAACCGGAAAGGGAGAAACCAGGAGUAGAAAGCAUGAGAAAAAACAGAUUGGUUGUGACAAACCUGGACAAACUGCACACUGCACUUUCUGAACUCUGCUUCUCAAUCAAUUACGUACCAAACAUGGUGGUUUGGGAACACACAUUCACCCCAAGAGAAUAUUUAACGUCUCAUCUGGAAAUUCGCUUUACCAAGUCAAUUGUUGGAAUGACUAUGUAUAAUCAAGCAACACAAGAGAUUGCCAAGCCUUCAGAGUUGUUAACCAGUGUAAGAGCCUACAUGACAGUCCUCCAGUCGAUAGAAAACUAUGUACAGAUCGACAUCACGCGAGUAUUUAACAAUGUUCUUCUUCAGCAAACCCAGCAUUUAGAUAGUCAUGGGGAGCCAACCAUUACCAGUCUGUACACAAAUUGGUAUUUGGAAACUUUGCUAAGGCAAGUCAGCAAUGGUCACAUAGCCUAUUUUCCUGCCAUGAAGGCAUUUGUGAAUUUGCCAACAGAAAAUGAGUUGACAUUUAAUGCUGAGGAAUACUCCGACAUAUCAGAAAUGAGAGCCCUCUCUGAACUUCUGGGACCAUAUGGCAUGAAAUUCCUAAGUGAAAGUCUGAUGUGGCACAUUUCUUCACAAGUUGCUGAGCUUAAGAAACUUGUGGUGGAGAACGUUGAAGUUCUAACACAAAUGAGGACCAGCUUCGACAAACCAGACCAGAUGGCAGCUCUCUUCAAAAGAUUAUCAUCUGUUGACAGUGUUUUGAAGAGAAUGACGAUUAUUGGUGUGAUCUUGUCAUUUCGAUCAUUGGCACAGGAAGCACUUAGAGAUGUUUUAUCCUAUCACAUUCCUUUCCUUGUAAGUUCAAUUGAAGACUUUAAGGAUCACAUUCCAAGAGAGACUGAUAUGAAGGUGGCAAUGAAUGUAUAUGAAUUGUCAUCAGCUGCAGGAUUGCCUUGUGAGAUUGAUCCUGCCUUGGUUGUAGCACUGUCUUCCCAAAAAUCAGAAAACAUUAGUCCAGAAGAAGAGUAUAAAAUUGCUUGCCUCCUCAUGGUCUUUGUAGCAGUCUCUUUGCCAACUUUGGCCAGUAAUGUGAUGUCUCAGUACAGCCCUGCCAUUGAAGGGCACUGCAACAACAUACACUGCUUGGCAAAAGCUAUCAACCAGAUUGCUGCAGCUUUGUUCACCAUCCACAAGGGAAGCAUUGAAGACCGUCUUAAAGAAUUUUUGGCUCUUGCAUCGUCUAGUCUGCUGAAGAUUGGCCAGGAGACUGACAAAACUACUACAAGGAACAGAGAAUCUGUUUACUUGCUACUAGACAUGAUUGUGCAGGAGUCUCCAUUCCUGACAAUGGAUCUCUUGGAGUCUUGUUUCCCUUAUGUCUUGCUGAGAAAUGCAUACCAUGCUGUCUACAAACAAAGUGUCACGUCCUCUGCCUAAGUAUCUACUUACUGGAGAUAAGACAUAGCACGCGUCCAUGUGGCCUCAGUUUUAUCUGUAAACUGUGGAGCUAUUUUACUUUAUGGCCUGAUGAACAGUUUUGUGGAUUAUAAACUUUUUCCAUAAAGUUGUAUUUCUGAUCAGUGGUUUCUUAAUAUGGUUGUACUACAAUAUAAGCUUGGUUGAUUUUUAGGUUGCACAUUCAUGAAGACUUUUCUCUUUUUUCUUUUUUGGCAUCAGUUAUGUUUAAAAAAAUACUACUUCUGCUAUAUGUUUUUUGAUAUUGAUCAUGCAAAACAAUAAUUGCUUGUUUAUUUCCGAGAAGAAGAAAAUGUAUUUAGUGAUUAUUUUAGAUAGUGUAGGUUUCAUCUGUGUGUAAAUUAUUUCAUAUAGGGAGAGUUAUAAUCUUGUACCUAUUGUUCUUAUUGAAAACAAAUAUUGGAUGUGCAUUUCUGUGAAGUAAUUACAGCAUUUCUACUUUUAUUUGAGAUAUUCACCGAACUAUAUACUAUGACACUAUCUAACAUGAAAAAUGUUAUAGGACUCCCUCAGAUGGCAAUCCUCCUCCAAUGUUCUUAAACAACAGCAAGUGGUGUUGUUUGUAUAAAGCAUAGUGGAAAUUUUUUUUAAACUAACUUCUGUGGUGCCCUGUUGGCAUUAACACUACCAUUGUACCCUGCUGUAUAAUAAACAUUCUUACACAUUUAUCACAUGUUGAUAAAUUAACCCUUAACCACUUUUUAUAUGUUUUAAAUUUUGAAAUUCAAGUGUACCUUCCAUAACAUACAAUAAACACUAGACUGUAUUA